Molecule: messenger RNA, 685 nt
Organism: Aspergillus novofumigatus IBT 16806
Lineage: Eukaryota; Fungi; Ascomycota; Eurotiomycetes; Eurotiales; Aspergillaceae
Exons: 1
Coding region: 50-676 (208 amino acids)
Source: RefSeq, a predicted model, not a curated record
AGUCCAUCCGACUUGAUUCCGUGCAUCGCAGUGGAUGAACCUACCUACAAUGCGCUUCCUCCUCCUCCCCGUACUCCUCCUCCUGCUCAGCGCAUCCACCGCAACCGCCAAACUCGCCCCAACAUGCUUCAAAGUCGUCGCCGCACUCGUCAGCCGACCAGGCGACUUGUACGAGAGAUUCCAGCGCGAAAUCUGCGACAAGGGCUGCCAGCCGACCGUCCCACACUGGGACCUGUGGACGCGCAACAACACCUUCCUACCGGCCGUCCGCAGCGUGAUGAAGCGGUUGGAUGUACCGCGACAGGAAGAAGCGAUGGUGCGAUUGGGCGACGAUGCAGCGAAGAUCAUCAAACAGCGGUGCGGUCCGAUGCUUGAGGGCAAACAUAUCUGUUCCGACCCGGAGACGCUGGCGGCGUUUGGCAAUUGCUUCAAGAAGACCUUUGUGCGGUCGGCUAUUACGAAUCUACCGGCGCUGUUGCCCAUGGUGUCUGAAGCGCUGUGUCAAGAGCAAUACGCAUAUCUCAAGGAUGAUCAGUUGUGGGAGGAAACGAUUCCGAAUAAUAUGAGAGAGUACGCGGCUGUUUGUCGGGAUUUGGGGAAUACGGGGAAUACGGGGAACACGGAGAGUGUACAAGGGCAAUUGGAUGAGGGGAGUUAUGACAAUGAUGAAUUAUAGUCUCAGGGU